AUGGCCAAGAAAUCAAAGUCACGCACCAUCGCCGUCCGGCUCAUCUCCAUGGCCAUGACAGGCUACUACCGCACAAUGAUUCGUCCGCGCGUGCACCGGCCGCUCAGCAUGUUGAAGUACGAUCCCGUCGUCAAGAAGAAGGUGCUUUUCCUUGAAGCGACCAAGGGCGGCAAGGCGAAAUAA
Molecule: messenger RNA, 183 nt
Organism: Penicillium lagena
Lineage: Eukaryota; Fungi; Ascomycota; Eurotiomycetes; Eurotiales; Aspergillaceae
Product: mitochondrial 54S ribosomal protein bL33m
Exons: 2
Coding region: 1-183 (60 amino acids)
Biological process (GO): translation
Cellular component (GO): ribosome; mitochondrion
Molecular function (GO): structural constituent of ribosome
Source: RefSeq, a predicted model, not a curated record